This is a messenger RNA of Ochlerotatus camptorhynchus, 603 nucleotides long. RefSeq lists its product as uncharacterized. NCBI's taxonomy places the organism in Eukaryota, Metazoa, Arthropoda, Insecta, Diptera, Culicidae. The record is from RefSeq and is a predicted model, not a curated record. The transcript is spliced from 2 exons. Bases 1 to 603 code for a protein of 200 amino acids.
AUGCUCUUCGUGCUGACACUUAUCGUUUGCGUGGCGUUGAGCUCUGUAAGCACCACAACAUCUUGGUACAGUGGAUUCCUCGACUAUCGGCCUUUCACCGUUCGCACGACCAAGUUUCUGUGCACUGGGCAACCCUACAAAUACUCGAGAGUCGAUAAGUGCAGCAUAAAACUUUACCGAAAUGGAUCCUCGUCCCUUUCCUUCCGAGGUACUGUUUUGAAACCAUUCAAACCCGUUUACGGAACCAUAAAAAUAUGGUACAAAAGCAACGUCAACGUAUGGAGGCCCAUGCUGGGUAUUGACGAUAGAGGCGACAUUUGUGAAUUUUUCAACAAAAAUGAUCAACAGUUAAACCCAAUGCAUAGACUUUACCGGCGUUCUUUGUCAUUGAUGUUUCCAAAUUCUACGUUCCAGUGUCCAUAUCAGGGAACUUUUGAGUUCAAAGACUUCAUUUUCACCGAUUCAAUGUUUCCACCCUUCGUACCGGUGGGAAGCUAUCGCAACGACAUGACGAUACUAACGGCCAACAACGUAACCGUGUUUGCAUUUGCAUUCUACGGAACAGUCCGCGCGAAAGGAGCAGUCGAUUUGAGCAUGGGGUAG